GCUAUUACGUACGCACAUAGGCAUACAAUUUUUCUUUUUUUUUACUUGCUGCAUCUGGAGGAAGGAAUGGUUUUCGUAUUUAUACAGGCCCUCUUUGACAGGUUAUUUGAUGCUUUUGUGAGUCAACAUCUGCCAGAAUGACGUCCUAAGAAGGAAGGAAGAACUGGGCAUAGUGAUUAAUGCGGGGCCUGCCUGGGGAGUUGGACACAACAAGGCUGGUGGGAGAUGAAGAACAGUCACUUCCAAAGGCCAUUAUAGUAGCAGUAAAAAAGGCACAGAGAGGCGACAACAUGCCUUGUGGGCAAGGGGUUAGGACACGUCUAUAAAUGACUCCAGGAAUUCCUGCUAACACUGUCACCUCCAAAGAGCAAAGUCCAUUAUAAUAGCAGUAGAAAAGGCACAGAGAAGAGAAAGCAUGCUUUGUGAGCAAGAGGUUAGGGCACAUCUAUGAGUGAUUUUAUGCCAAUCAGUCAGGUAACCCUUUUUGUCCAACACAUCUGUGUGUUGAACAACAAUGCUGUCACAGAUGGAAGAGCUAAUACUCCAUUCUGAGAUCUCCUAAGUUUUAUAGAAUAUCAAUAAUUUAGAGUUGGGGAGGGGAAAUUAUCAUCUGACCAGUCUUUGGAAUAUGACUAUAGUUAUGUUAAUGAUGUUCAUUUACCAGGGAUAGAUCCUCAGUCUAAGUGAGACCCAAUAAUUGAAGUGAUUUAGAAUGCUGAGAACUGCUCAUGAUUGAAAAAAGGUGUGGAGUUGGCUGCAAAGCAGACGGUGAUGGUGGAGGCUUUCUCUGUAAGAGUACUGCUCACAGAACAAUCUGUAUUAUGAAGUGAAGAGAAAGAGAAGGCUUGGAUUGAUUACAGGAUCCAAUGUGUCCAAAGACUGCAUAAUGCUCCAAUGUCUACUUUAGUAUAGUUUGUAUGGCUGGAUCCCCCUUUCUAAUGCCAACCAUUUUACAGCAUGUACUGAGUGCUUUUUUUGUGCCAUCGGCAUUAUUUAAAUCAUCUUGCAGUUUUGCAAGAGUGCAAAUCCCAAAGGAGGAGGUGACUUUAGUAUAAGUCGUGAAGGCAGAUCUGGUUCUUGUAGAAGAACUGCAUGGUUAUUCACAUUUAGUAGAGGAUGGAGAGAAUGAUCAGUCGAAGCUGUGACCAGAUAGACAGUGGCAAUGAGAUGUCCACAUGGCCCCUCAAGGCGCGAGCUGAGUAGAAGAGGAUGGUUGAGGUGUUUGCAAGAUUGUAUGGGGAGCAGAAGAUGAGGCGAUGUAAAAAAAAGUUGAGUUGGGUUGAAGGAAGUCAUGAGAUGGGGAAGAUUGGGGAAUGCAGAAGAGACCAGGUGGAGACAGAGCAUAGCAAGAUGGUAGCGAUGUUCGUUUACCCAAGCUAGCAUAGGUUAGCCCAGUGUUUCUCAACCAUUUUUUACCUAUGAAUUGAAUCCCUUUGGUUACUAUUUGAUUCCAGUGGAUCCCACCCAUAACCAUUCAAUGUUUAAAAUCUGGUUUUGUACAUCCUUCUUUCAAAAUUUCUAUUUUGUUUUUCGCACAAUCACUUGUGUAUAUUUGCAAUAAGCACUUGCUGAGAGAACAUGUUUCAUUGACCAGAAACAUGUUAAACUAUGUAAAACAUGUGACCUUGUGUACCCCAACACUGUAUACAGAAUUGUUUGAGUUGUUCCCACAAUGGUUGCACGCUGUUUACAUGAAGGAAUGCACGGUUGAGCCACAGCUAUUGAUUCCAAACUGAAAUAUCCCAUGACAUGUUGUUUCCAAGCACUUCCUUGCCAAUCCCACCCCCUUUACCACAUCAUUUCUCUUGUAGAUUUUUCUCAUGCGGAAUCCAUCACAUAGAUGUAAUUCUUAUGUCUGCUAAUUGUUCAGCAUGGUAGCAGCAACACCAAUAGCCGCAAAGGAGAGUAUAUCCACUGACAGCUUUUUGGUGUGUUCAAGAAUCACAUCCCCCCCACACACACACACACACACUUUUCCAUGACAAGGUUAGGGCCUGGAAUCUUUCAAACAGAUGCACGACACGUCACUUAGUCGAAGUAGCCCUUCAUUUACUCCACAAAUGUUUUGUUGUCAAUGCUGCACUUCCCUGUAUCACAUGUUUCAACUUAACUGUACCAUAUAUACAAACUAUGCCAAUUAAAUCCCAGCAACGCCCGUGCGUAAAGAUGAGUAAAAGGAGAGGAGAACCAACAACAACCAUGGCAAGAAAAGGUGUUAAGAAAAAGAAGAUCCUACCAUCCAACCCAAAUGCUCUGCUUGUCAAAUGGCUAAAAGAAUGGCAAGCAGAAGCCAAUGAAAAAGGCAGCAAAGUUCAAUAUACUUACAGCAAGGCCAUAAAUUCAUUAAAGAAAUAUCCUCUCCCUCUAAGAAGCGGUAAUGAAUGUCUCAUUUUAGAAAACUUUGGGAAGAAGGUUUGUGAGAUGAUUGAUGAGAAGAUUGCUCAACACUCAGCUGAGACAGGAAUGGAAAUAUCCGAAAUGUUUGAUGCUGAAAGUGGGACGUCGAGACCGGAAAAUGUAACUAAAACGACCCAGAAUCCCAGUACUGAUGAGAAACUUGAACUGUGUUCUAGGCUGGCAGUUCACACUAUUAGCAGCUCAGAUGAAAAUGACACAGAAGAAGAUGAAGGAGGAGAAGAAGGAGGGGGUGGAGGAAAAGACGCUCCUCCAUCUGUUGUCCCCCAAAUUGAUAGUUUAACAUCCAUAAAAUCUAUCAGUGGCUCUAAAACAAAGGCAUAUGUUCCCAAAUAUCGUUCUGGUGCUUAUGCAGUCUUACUAACUCUGUUCAGAAGUCAGAAGGAAUGCAUGACCAAAGAAGAACUGAUUCGUGAAGCCCAGCCACUAAGUGAGACAUCAUUUAAGUCAGUGGGAGAUUCUUACUACACUGCUUGGUCCUCAGUCAGAAAUCUAAUAAAGAAAGAACUUGUUGUAAAACAAAACAGCCCUGCAAGAAGGGAAGAAGUUGUUCUUGUGGAUGAUGUUGUCUGCAUUGAUGAUGAUGGUGAUAAUGAGAAUAAGGUCUGCCAAACUGACCUUUGUGAAGAGGAUGGUCCAAAUUUAGUUGUUACGAAAGCCACUAUCAACCCAGAAUUAGUACUACAACCCUACACGUUUGAUAUUAUGCUUCUUGUUGAUAACCGUGAGUUUUAUGGUGGGUAAGUGCUUAUUUUAUAU
This is a messenger RNA of Octopus bimaculoides (California two-spot octopus), 3174 nucleotides long. RefSeq names its product structure-specific endonuclease subunit MUS81. Gene Ontology annotation, cellular component: Holliday junction resolvase complex; nucleus. Gene Ontology annotation, molecular function: DNA binding; crossover junction DNA endonuclease activity; 3'-flap endonuclease activity. Gene Ontology annotation, biological process: double-strand break repair via break-induced replication; DNA catabolic process; mitotic intra-S DNA damage checkpoint signaling. The record is from RefSeq and is a predicted model, not a curated record. NCBI's taxonomy places the organism in Eukaryota, Metazoa, Mollusca, Cephalopoda, Octopoda, Octopodidae.